Messenger RNA from Chroicocephalus ridibundus (black-headed gull), 2104 nucleotides. RefSeq names its product engrailed homeobox 2 (gene EN2). Gene Ontology annotation, biological process: multicellular organism development; neuron differentiation; regulation of transcription by RNA polymerase II. The record is from RefSeq and is a predicted model, not a curated record. The transcript is spliced from 2 exons. Gene Ontology annotation, cellular component: nucleus. NCBI's taxonomy places the organism in Eukaryota, Metazoa, Chordata, Aves, Charadriiformes, Laridae. Gene Ontology annotation, molecular function: RNA polymerase II cis-regulatory region sequence-specific DNA binding; DNA-binding transcription factor activity, RNA polymerase II-specific. Bases 115 to 981 code for a protein of 288 amino acids.
AAAAAUUAAAAUAAAGAACAACCGACUGCACCAGCAACAACAAAAAGCGCUAGGCAGCCGCCCGGCCGGCGGCGGGGCGGGCAGCGGAGCCGUCGGCGGGGCCGGCCGCGCAGCAUGGAGGAGGGCGGCCGGAGCCCCCGGGAGGAGGCGGCCGAGCCGCAGGAGUCCGGCGGCGACGCGGAGCCCGGCGGCGGCGGCGGCGGGAGACGGGGGCUGCUGCUUCCCCCCGGUGACCCCCCGCACCCCCACCCGCACCCGCACCGCAUCACCAACUUCUUCAUCGACAACAUCCUGCGGCCCGAGUUCGGGCGGAGGAAGGAGGCGGGCGGCCCCGGCGGAGAGCCCCGGCGGCCCGGCUCGGAGAACCGCCGCAGCCCCGCCGCGGCGCCGGCCCCCGGGGCUCCGCUCCCCGGCGGCGGGGCGGGCUCGCCGGGCCGGGGGGAGGGCGGCGGCCCCGCCGGGCUGGCCCUGCACGGAGCCGCCAAGAAGGGGGGGGACCCCGCGGCGCUGGAGGCGGCCCUGAAAGCGCGGGGGCUGAGCGGCGGCGACCUGUCGGUGAGCUCGGACUCGGAUAGCUCCCAGGCCAGCUCCAACGCCGGGAACCAGCCCAUGCUCUGGCCCGCCUGGGUUUACUGCACUCGGUACUCGGACCGGCCCUCCUCAGGUCCCCGCUCCCGCAAACCAAAGAAGAAGAACCCCAACAAGGAGGACAAGCGGCCCCGCACCGCCUUCACCGCCGAGCAGCUGCAGAGACUCAAGGCCGAGUUCCAGACGAACCGGUACCUGACGGAGCAGCGGCGGCAGAGCCUGGCCCAGGAGCUGGGGCUGAACGAAUCCCAGAUUAAAAUCUGGUUCCAGAACAAACGGGCCAAGAUCAAGAAGGCGACGGGCAGCAAGAACUCCCUGGCAGUGCACCUCAUGGCCCAGGGGCUCUACAACCACUCCACCACGGCGAAAGACGGCAAGUCGGACAGUGAAUAGCCAAGGGAAAAGGGGGGGGGGGGAGGAGGAAGGGAGGGGGGGUGGUAGGGGAGGGAGGGGGCCGUUUGCAGUCAAAGUUUAUACAAUGCAAUAAUUUAAUUAAAAAAAAAAUAAAAAGAAACAUAAGGGCCAGUGUAUAAAGAUUAUACCAGCAUUAAUAGUGAAAAUAUUGUGUAUUAGAUAUAAUUCUGCAAUAUUCUAUGUAUAUAUAAUUUACAGGUAAGGUGGUGUAAAAAUCCAAGAUAUCUGAUUAUAAAAUAUUUUUUUGAUUUUUUUGGUUUGGUUUGGUUUGGUUUCGGGGGUUUGGGCCGGGUGUUUGGUUGGUUGGUUUUUUUUCGGUUGUAUGGAGAUUUUAGACGCUAUCUUUAUGAUUUUUUUUUUUAAUGCUUAAGUUACAUUUUUAUCGACUUAAGCGCUGUUUUAAUGGACAUUGGACGCUGUUUUUUGAAAUUCAAAAAAAAAAAAAGAAUUAAAAACAACUUUUGCUGAAGUCCAAAGAUUUUUAUUGCUGCAUUUCACACGACUGUGAACUGAAUAAAUAGUUCUCCUAUUUGUUCUAUGAGUUUUACCUUUUUUUCCCCCCCCAUCCCUCCCCUUUUAAUUUUCUUUCUUUUUUCUUUCUUUCUUUCUUUUUUUUUCUUUUUUUUUUUUUUGGAGGGGGGGGAUGUGUGUGUCUGGGGCUGGCUUUGGGGCUAGAGGUGGAGAAUUUAAUUUAAAAAGAAAAAAAAAGUAUAUAUAUAAGUAACGAUAGGGAAAGAAAUCUCAAAGCACCGUCUUAAGACGUGUCCGGGGUCUUUUCCUGAGCCCCCACUCGCUCAUCACCCCCACCGAGACCCACGGGCGUGCGUGGAUGCGGGAUGCAGGCGUGGAUGAGGGAUGCAGGGGUGGGGUUAGCAUCCCCCCCCCUCCCCCCCAAGUUGUUGGGAAAACUUUGGGACCCCCAGCUCCGAAAGGUGGGAGUCGCUCCGGGAUGCGGCUCCAGCCGGCGGCCCCCACCCCCGUGGUGGGGGGGGAAGGGCGGCAGCGGGCCCCCGAUCGGGGUGGGGACCACGGGUUGUGGUCCAGCUCUGUUCCUGCACCACCUUCCCGAAGCAUUUGGGAGCGUUUUAACACCACCCCUCCC